This is a messenger RNA of Parasteatoda tepidariorum (common house spider), 2687 nucleotides long. RefSeq names its product extracellular serine/threonine protein kinase four-jointed-like. Gene Ontology annotation, biological process: cell-cell signaling. The record is from RefSeq and is a predicted model, not a curated record. NCBI's taxonomy places the organism in Eukaryota, Metazoa, Arthropoda, Arachnida, Araneae, Theridiidae.
AAAACUGAGGAAAAAGCUGUCAGUUCUAACUAGUCUUCAGUUUGUCGCUUAUCUGGUAACAAGUAAUUCAACCGUGUCUCGAAGCAGAAGAACUGAUAAAAUGAAAAUUUUUUUUUCUCGAUUUUCUUCAUCGUUAUUCCAGGUUACCUUUGAUAAAUUGCUCCGUGAUUUUGGUUUUAAAUGAGGAAAUCAGAAAUAAUGGAACUUUUAUUUGAUAAGAGUGAGAAAAAGUUUUCUUAAGUAAUAUGAUUUCUAUUGUUGGAUUUAAAAAUCGUUUGCAUUAAGAUUACAAUAAGUUGCUUCAAUCCCAAACGCAGAAUGACAGAGUUAAAAAGUCGUUUGAAUGAAAUAUUUUAGACACUUUCCCAUCACCUGAGAAUUCCAGAGUUGUGGAGGGAGUUAUUGUAAACAUCACAGGUGCGGUGGAUUCUGUACCUCCCACUCGACACCCCUUCUUCGUUUCUCAUUCUGAAAAAGAUUCUAUCUUUUCUCCCCCAUCCCCUAAACGAAAACUGACGAGAGGAGGCACGUGAUUUCAAGAAAUGACAGAUCAACCAGGCAUCAUUCUGUGGCAAACUCUCGAGAAGAGAGGAGCAUUGUGGAAUUCGUCUGCUUGUUUAUCGUCUGUUUGGAAUUUAUUCUUAAUUAUGAUUAGAUGUUCUUUCUUUAAAGGAUUUAUAAUUGAAUUAUUUUCCUAGAAUAACUGUCGUGAUAUUUACCAACAGUAGAAAUGUUGCAUUUAAAUUUCAUUGGAUUUAGUGACCGGCACAUUUAUUAAAUUCGUCGAGAUACUAUUUAUGCAUUUGUUAAAACUUCGACGAGAGAUUGUCUCAGAUGAUGCAAAAUUCUUUUAUGUUUUAGAAUCAUGGAUUAUUCGUCAAAAAAACAUUCAGGCCAGAUCGAGAUUAUCCCUCCUUUAAAAAUGAAAGUUUCAACAAUUGUUCCGAGUUCAGGAAGUCCUAAAAAAAUUGAUAGAACUUAUAUCAUUUCUGUAUCAUUUAUUGCUGGGUUUUUAAUUGGAAUACCGAUCACAUAUAGUUUUUUGUUCCUUCCAAUUUACGUUGAUUCGUCAUUCCGGAAUAACAUUCCAGAACGAACCCUAAGCUCCUUGAUAAAUGACGGAAAAGGUUAUGUGGGGAAUGACACCCCAGAUUUAUCGGCGCGCCGCCCGUUGGUUGCAGGGCGAGGGCAACAGUUCGCCGGCAUCAAAACUAUGAUUGUCGCCGGAGGCAACUUAACAUCGGAGGCUACCUCCUCCCUACUCAGGCACCCCGCCGGGCCGUCAAAAUCUCUGCAGACUAUAACUGAAAAAUCCGGUCCUGGUUCUCCAAGGAAUAAAAUUUCCAAACAUUCGACGGUGAAAGAUCUCCCAAUGUUUUCCAGUUUACUUGUGAAACCCAUUAGAAAAAUAGAGCCUACAAUUGAUUUGUUUUUUAAUAACAGACGUCGAAAAAAUUCACUGGAAAAAGCCUCCAAAGUUUAUCCUGUUGACGAUGUGGUGGAUGGUGUGUUUUGGACUCCUCUUUCUGAGCGAUUCGUACCAAAAGGAUUCGAUGAUUAUGACACCAAAUUAUGGAAACGGUUCCUUAAUUCUACUGAAGUCCUUAAAGUUGAAGAAGGAUGUGGAAGGAUGCAAAACAGACUCGUGACACUUGCUGAAGGUGGUAAGUCAUGCUGUCGUUAUAGACACAAUAACGACCAAAUCCAGGGAGAGAUUUUCUCGUUUUAUUUAGGCCGCCUUUUGGGCAUCAGGAAUUUGGCACCUUCUGCACUGGCUGUAGUGGACGGUCGGACAAAAAGGUGGUCAUCAGCUGCUUCUCAAAUAGCACUAGCACAAUGGAACUAUGAAAGACCAGUUGUGCUAACUCAAUUUGUGGAAGAUCUCCAGCCUGCCUUUAUACCUAGGCAUUUUCGUUUGACAGAAACGCGACGUCUUCAUCCUAUCACCGAAGACGUCUUCAAUCUAACCGCGAAAGACAUCUCUAUGCUUGUACAGUGGUCAGAUUUGAUUGUGUUCGAUUACCUGACCGGCAAUUUGGACAGAGUUGUGAACAAUAUGUACAACGAGCGUUGGAAUCCUGAGAUGAUGAAUCAGCCCACGCACAAUUUGUUCCAGACUCCUGAUGGUCUUCUGCUGUUCUUGGACAACGAGUCAGGUCUGUUGCAUGGAUACAGACUGCUCGAAAAAUAUGACCAUUUUCACAAAUCACUUUUAGACAGCCUGUGCAUAUUUAAAAAAGAAACUAUUGAAGCUGUUGAUAGACUCCAUGAAGGUAACUUAGAGAUGCUGCUACAAACAUCAUUUGGGGAGAGAGAUCCAGGAAUGGUCAAGAAUUUCAUUUAAAUUUGACUAUCGAAAUUCGGCUUGGAUGUGUAAUUUUUUUUAGCAUUUUUCAACUGAAAGCAAAUUAAGAGAGUGCAAAUUUGUAAAAAUGAAUUUAUUUUUUUAAUGUAUUGAAAUGAGAAAAGUGAUCCACUCAGCAAAAUGUUGAUAAAUUAUUAUCUUUAUUUUAAAUUAUGCCUGUAAUAUAUUUUUGUUAAAUUCAUUGGUAUUAUAUUUUUUGAUAUUGUAAAAGCAUACAUUUUUAUGCUUAUAUUUUCCUAGUCGAAUAGUGGGUUCACCCACCUUGUAUAUUGUCUAUUUUUAUUUUCAAUCUUUGAGCAAAUAAAUGUGAUUUUGGAAUUCA